Molecule: messenger RNA, 1071 nt
Organism: Drosophila suzukii
Lineage: Eukaryota; Metazoa; Arthropoda; Insecta; Diptera; Drosophilidae
Gene: cav
Product: caravaggio
Source: RefSeq, a predicted model, not a curated record
UUCCACCAUCACUAAUAGUGCGAUCGAUAACCACAUCGCGUUCCGAUAGACCCGUUCUUCUUUAAGCGCGUCAAUUUAUUUAUUUAUUUUAUAACAAUUUAAUUUGUUAAAAUGCCUGGGAUUCAGAUGUCAGAUUACCUGCGAAAAUAUUUGGCCGACGAAGAUGAAAGCAUUCGUGCUAUUUGCAAUGAUCCCGACUGUGACGGCAAAAUGAUAAUGUGGAUGCACAACAAGACGCGAAUAACCGAGCAGGAUCUCGCACGGGAAUACACCGAGGAUGAAGUUAGAGAGCUGUGCCUGAGGACCAAGAUAAAAGUCAAAAUGACAUUGUACAAUUGCCUUUGGGACGCAAAGAAGCGUUUCGAUGCAAAAAAGCGCCUGGAGAACAAGCCCGAGAAAUUUGUCAACGGCAUGUACUUGAAAGCGGUGAGAAAGAAGAUGGUUGAACCGUAUCCGGAGGGUUAUAUUGCAAAUCACAGAGACGUGAUUAGAGCUCAGACCAAAAAGUUGAACAACCAUAGGCUGGAUAGAUGGCAUGGCAAGAAGAGUAAUAUGGAAUCCGCUCCAGAUUGGGAGUCCUCAGAGAAUCUAGAUAGCCAAGGGAUGCAGGAAUCUGAGGACACCUUUGGUUCGACCUAUGACUCAGACGACAAGGAGGAAGAGUCGCCGCAAAAGGCGCCAGCGGACCCAAAACCUGUUGCAGAGCCUACAGUAGCCGCUGCCCCAGCUGGUCAAGAUGAAAGUCUAGCGGAAGCGCUAGAGAUGUCUUCGGAAUCCGGUCUUUGUGGCAUUGGAGAUCAGGAGGAUGAGGAGGACCAGCAGCAGCAGCAGUCGCAGCCAGCUUCCCAUCCCCAGAACGUCGACUGUGCGGCUACACAGAUGGAUGAAAGCUGGGUACGUUUUGGCGCUCAAAUAAAUUCGGAAAGCAUGUCGAUUGGAGAGUCAAUUAAUUCGGAGGACUAUCCAAGUACCCAAAACUCAGAGAUGGACUACCUAACCUUCAACACCCAGGUAACCGCAUCCACCCAGGAGUCUGCCAAAUGAAAUUAAGGUUGAAUGUUUAAAAUCCUA